AUUUGUUUCGACCACCCUUGGAAUAUUCACCGGUCACAGGCAUUUUUCAACGAAUAAGACAUAUGAUGAUUUGGCACAUAUUCUAAAGCCAACCACCCCCUCUACAGCAAGACAUUACCAGGCUCUGUUAUAUGACAACAUGUGGGCAAUAGCAUUGGCGAUCAAUACAACUAUUCAGAAGUAUGGCAUAGACGAAGUAAAGAAUUAUAAGCACAACAGUAACGAGAACAAAACGUUACUAGAAUCACUAUACAAAAAUCUUCUUGAAGAGGAGUUUGACGGAGUGUCGGGUCUUUAUUAUUACAACAAAACGUCUGGAGUAAGACAGACUGACAGCUACGUUGGGAUAUUGGACGCCAACGCGACAUUGUCCAAUAUCGGCUUUUUUAAUAAGAGAGAGAGAAACCUGACGAUGACAGAACCCGCUGACGUUAUAUGGAAGUCAAAAGAAUGAUAAAAGACGAAUGGCCGAUUAUGACCUGUGUAAUAAUUAUUGGUUGUAUUCUACUUGACGUCUAUGUAUUGGUUCACAUAGCUGACCUACAGACUGGUGUACAACCAG
Messenger RNA from Owenia fusiformis, 562 nucleotides. The record is from the annotation of a GenBank genome assembly. NCBI's taxonomy places the organism in Eukaryota, Metazoa, Annelida, Polychaeta, Sabellida, Oweniidae.